Molecule: messenger RNA, 860 nt
Organism: Brassica napus (rape)
Lineage: Eukaryota; Viridiplantae; Streptophyta; Magnoliopsida; Brassicales; Brassicaceae
Product: classical arabinogalactan protein 4
Exons: 1
Coding region: 116-547 (143 amino acids)
Source: RefSeq, a predicted model, not a curated record
CUUUUUAUACAUCUCCUCCAUUUUCCACAGACUUCACAACUCUCUAACAAUCUCAUAAUCUCUCACUCUAAAACCAGAAGAAGAAGCAUUAUCUAGAAGGAAAAAAAAGUGAGAGAUGGCUUCCAAAAUGGUCCAAAUUUUCUUGAUAAUGGCUCUCUUCGCUACAUCAGCCCUCGCUCAAGCUCCCGCUCCUACACCAACCAUCACUCCUCCUGCCGCAACACCCCCUCCCGUUGCAACUCCUCCUCCUGUAGCUACUCCUCCACCAGUGGCCACCCCACCACCAGCCGCAACCCCAGCCCCAGCCACCACUCCACCACCAGCCGCAACUCCAGCUCCCGCCACUACUCCACCAUCAGCCGCUCCUUCUCCCUCUGAUGUUCCCGCCGCAUCUCCACCUGCGCCGGAAGGUCCCGCAUCGAGCCCUGACGGUCUUGCUCCAGGGCCUUCAGAAGAAGCACCUGCACCAAGUGCCGCUUUCUCCAACAAAGCUUUCAUCGCCGGAACCGCUUUCACCGCUAUUAUGUACGCCGCCGUUUUCGUUUGAGAUUUUUUUUUAUUUUUAAAGUUCACAAUCUUCUUUCUUUUUUUUGUAAUUUCACCCCAAUUAUUUCAAAUCCUUGGUGUUAUGUGAGAAUUUCAUUUAUUUUCGUAUUUCUCUACUUGAUCGUUCAAAUUUGUAUGAAAUUUGUCAUGUGUCACGUGUGUCGGGUCGUGGAAUGUAAUUCGUGGUGGGAACCAAUGGAAUGCUGACGCGUGUAAUUUACCAUUGGAAGGGCUUUAAGUGGUCUGUCUGUCUGUGUAAAGGUGGAAAUUUGUUUAUGUAAAUCCAGUGACAGAUUAAUCAAAUAAUUUCAUUA